AUGGCAGAAGUGAAUCAAUCUCAGAGGAGAAAACAGCAAGGCGUUCAGACUGAUGAUCUCCCCGGAGGAAUCGGCAAUCUUGAGGGUGCUGCAUUUCGUCGACUUCCUGCCAAUUUUGCGCACACCCUACUCCAUUCUCCACCAACUCCGUUACCUCAGGAACCCAGGAAAUCUAACCUCUCUUCCGCUUAUCCUAAGGCUAAACUGGUCUUCGCGUACGAGACAAGCGACAUUGAUGGGCUGUCCAUAGCCCAGCCAUGCAUGUGGAUUGACGAGGAGGAGCGACAAGUCAAGCUCGUGCGUCCGGACACCGAUUCCUCACCGAACCCGGGGGCCAUCUCCAGUGCGCCGAAAAAUUUCCCUUUUAAUGGAGCUUUCUCAAACCACGAACCGAUGAGUGAUUUCUGUGUGAAUGUUCUUAGCGAUCAAAUGUCAUCUCUUGUAAACGGGAACAAUGGGUGUGUUAUCUACCUCAACAGCAUCGGUCGACGGGACGUCUCAAGGUUCAUUGGAAACGAUUCGUGUACAACACUCCUUGGCCUCGUCCCCUCGGCCAUCAAGUGGCUGUUCGACGCGAUGAACGACCGAAUGCAGCAGCGGGCAGUCCAUUUCUGUCUCGCUGUAUCUGCCACAGAGAUCUACGAAAACAAUAGUGUUGACCUCCUGAUUGACUUCAAGAAAUCCACAGCCCUUGAAGGGGAUGGAAAGAGCUCUAAAGAUCGGCUAUCCGGGACCUCCUCGUGGAAGAAAAUAUGCUCAUCACGUAGUGAUGACGAAGCGACGGAACUUGUGGCAACAAACGUUGUUGAGGCAGCUCGGUAUCUUGACAUGGCCCUUGCUGCUAGCAAGCGGCUUCACGACGUGCAUUUGAAUGCCUUACCAGCCGCCACCACCAACACCUCCGUGGGCCAUCUCUUCUUCACCUUCCACAUCUAUCGGAAUUUCUCAGGCGGAGUAGUAACAGCCUCCAGUAAGCUAGCCACAAAAGGAAGUGUGCCAUCAACUCCUUCAGAUUUGGUGAAGCCAAAACCUGCCAUGUGGAGUCCACCCCAACGUCGGGUAGUAAUGACCGCCGAUUCCAAUGACGACUCGGGUUUCGAUGAGUCUCUUUCAAGGGGCUCAAGUUUUCACUGUUACAAGCGUGAUACACGGCACAUUCAGUGUCACUUCUGCAAAGAUGAGAUUGAUCGGAUUGAUCUCCUCGAGUUUAUGCGCCUGGAACAUAAAAUAGAACACCGUCAACUUAACUUGAUCGAGCUGAUGGUUACAACAGAAAGUGAAGUGGAGCAGAAAGGGAGUGCAAUACCGAGGAACUCCACAAUCUCCAACUUCAUUUUAAGUCUCGUCUCUGGAAGAGCUUCUCCUCCAUUCGGAACCAAGGAACCAAUUCUCCACCAUCUUUUGCGGAGUUGCCUAUUAGCCGAGGAACUUCUAAGGAUUACUUUUGUACUCCAUACCUCCGUCCAUCCGAAAUUCUACGACUGCACUUUAGAGCUACUGCAGCAUACUACGAAAAUCCAGCACGCCUGGAAACGCCGCCUGAGUUCCAAAUCUCUUCGGUCCACUUCUCACCGUCGACAAACUUCAGCCUGGGAUCGUGUUGUGCCCUCAACAGCAGCAUCAAACAACGGUAUUGGUAACUUUCGUUUCAGAAGAUUGGGUCGACGGUUGCAAAAGCGACGUGUUGCUACGGGAAGUGGCCAAAAUAGCAACGGUCGCGAAUGCGGCGAUGACGACGUGCCAGAUUCAAGCUCAGAUCUAGAGUACACAUCGAGCAGUGAGCAAUCCUGUACAACUGUUAUUUAUCUUGGACGCUCCCAUCCCCUUCGAACACUUUCUACUCCUGAUCGACCCAAAAGACUGGUUGCUCUUGAACCAAAAGUGACAGUACAAAAGACCGAGGAGGUCAGCAAUACAGUUCCGGUUUGUUCCCCAUUUCUACCCCAUCAUCGGAGGUUCAAGUCAAGAGCUGGUCACAAGGCGUCAGUUGCGACAGCUACAAACGAGCUCUGGGUCGACGGCCCCAGGGCCACAGCUCCAUCUGCUUCUACUUCGUGUUCCGCCGAGAAUCUAGGUCACCUAGAAACUGCGUCGCGGAGCAAAUCCGACUCUGUUUCUGAAAAGGAUCAGUCCUCAAUCGUUCCAACUCAAGCCACGGUAGAAAAAGGUGUACCAGACGGUAAAUCCUGCAACGCACACACUAACUGCAAUCUUGAGCGCAAAUUAGAGGUCUGCAGCCGAUGGCCGCUAGGUCCUGCAGAUUCCCUUGGUGGCACAAGAACCGCCAGGCAGUUGGAGGCUAUUCUCACUCCCCGAAGUGACCGGAAACUAAGGCGAGGUGAUGCCUAUCUUGAGCGAAAACAGCUGAAGCAGAUCGACCAGUGCCAGCAGACUACAACUAGCACCGAGUUUCCCGUUCUGGCAGGCAGGAGGCAUGACGCCUUCCCCGUCGGCAGCAGCGGUGCGGUUCGAGGGGUGAAGCCCUUCGUGAAGGAAUGGGUCGAACGCCAAAACCAGGCCAUCGCAGGAUGUCUUACAGACAAGCCAACAUCACCAAAACACGGGCACAGACAAAUGCGCAUUGCAUCGAAAAUUGAAAAGCAUUGUCAAUUAACUUCCAAAACCCCGGAAACUCCUCGGAUUUCUCAAAAACACAGGGAACCUGGUGGCAAGAAGCAAGUUGAUGUGGAUGACAUUACGAUCCCUCCAAAUGAUCCCACAACGCACAGUCGCAGCCUUCCCAGACACGCGACUGCCGAUAUGCUUUGGCCUGCUCAAUCUCACCAAGCAGGACCAACAUUGGAUAAUCUCAGUCGUGUGGCCCGUUGGGUUGAAUCCGUUUCCACUCCAGAACCAGCACUCCUUCCCCCCUCCAUAGGCUGUUCUAAACACCCUCACUUCCAAUCCCCUCUUUGCAAAAAUUGCAAUAAGGGUAUAUCACAUGGCUCCACCAAGUCCCCCGAAGUCUCUGGACGUGGAAGCUCAGCACCAGCCGCGCGUCACAGAUCCCGUCGCGGUCCUGUGGUCUUUCAUUCAACCGAAGACACUCAAAUGCAGCAGCCUCAUCCGACAGUAAAUAUAUCUUCUGAUCCACGCAAACCUGAUGGAGCCUCAGAUCCUGGGCUGAACAGAGACAGAUCGUUUGGUUCGGUGAGCGGACUGGACACGAUAACAGAAGGAUUUAAAUUUUCGCCGUUGCGGAAGCCCGUGCUUAAGCGCUUCGCAGACCUAUUUGUCUGUUCACCCAGCACAAACCGACACCGACAGCAGUACGCACAACAGCAGUCGGGGCAAGUUAGCAAAAUGUGUGCACCUCUCUUUGGAGGGAGUGGAAAGCCACAAGCCUCAGAAGAGGACUCAAUUUCCAUUGAUUCGGCAGGGAUGCUCUUUACGUCUUUGAGUAAAGGAGGUAGAGAUGAGAGCCUAUUCCUUGAGUCUGAACAAACAGGUCAAGCACCGACCAGUGGAAAUCAGCACAGGGUAGACAGACACUGUGAAGAGGGACAAGGAGGUCUACGAAUAAAAGAAGCAGGCGCAAAACACAGAUUUGGAUUUCUUCAAAGUCCGCUUUUUGGCAAACGCUCUACAAGUCGCGCUUGUCCAGACGACAUUACACCAACCUCCCACCCUUCUCUCCAGGCUUCCACCCCAUUUCAAGGCCAUUACCAAAAACAACAGCAAGAUAGCAUGGCCUUUCAUUGUCAAAUAAUCAUCGAAAAGUCACCUCAGGUUGCGGGUCACCACAAGUGCGUUUCCCAGAGCUCAAGCAGUGGCCUUGGCAGUGAGCAUAGUGAGCAGCACUCACUUCGAUGUCACUGCUGCUCUGCUCAGGGUGAAAUUCGGGCCCGAAGGUGUCGCAUGCGAGCUCACCGAAAUAGAGGUAGUGUCGCGAUGCUCACAGAUGUCGAAAUUGACGAGUCUCCUCUGACUAAUGUGAAGUGUUCAAUCGGGGGUAGUGGGGGUGGCCAUGCAAGCAGUGGCUACGAAAGUGUCCUGCGAGAUGACAGCGAAAUUUCUUCGCGUUCCUCGAGUGGAGGAUCUUACCCUUCACCAGCAGUGGGAGCGAAAGAGGCUGCCUGCCAGACAAUGCCAUCUGAGCUUGAUGCGGGUUCACCUGCAGCUCCUCAGGGCACCCCAAUGAUUUCAGAUGUGCUUACAGCCUCUUUCACAGAGACCGUAACAGUUUCUGCAACUGGUGACACUAUGCUAGCUUCGGUGACUUCAAAAAGUAGGAUCCCCACCAAACGCUUUUUGCUACCAGUGUUGAUGUUGGCUUCUUUGACUAAAGCUUCCGGUGAACGAACCAUCUCUUCGAAACGAAGUCUGUCGGCUCCAGCUGGUUCCUCUGAGGAAUCAAGAAGCAGCAGUCUGCCUAGUGUCCGCCGAGCCUCCCCAGCUAAACCACUGCACUCCACAGGCGAUGAAAGCUUCCUCACUAACGCUGUCUAUCCCCGCACUGCUCAACACCACGUGCGUCUCAAGGAACUCAUUCGAGUAAACAGCGAUGAACCUGAGCUACCAAGGGCUACUUUGCGCGAAGAAAAGAUAACCGCUCUACUUCGACGCCAGGAGGUAUUGAAGAAUGAACUGACUGCUGCUAAGACACGCCUUCUUGCAGACCCUGGAUCCUGGAGCUUCGAUUUGAACGUUGCUGAACGAAUGGAUCCGAACGACGAAGGCUACCUCGAAGCCCUAGCUGAUGAAACCGAACUGCUGCAGCAGCGCGUUGAUGCGUGUCGAUCGCACGCACAGUACCUCGCUUUUUUCCAACACCCCCCACCCCCACUCAACCCUCACGAGCCACCUCAUUGA
Messenger RNA from Mesocestoides corti, 4812 nucleotides. NCBI's taxonomy places the organism in Eukaryota, Metazoa, Platyhelminthes, Cestoda, Cyclophyllidea, Mesocestoididae. The record is from the annotation of a GenBank genome assembly.